This is a messenger RNA of Lucilia sericata (common green bottle fly), 2425 nucleotides long. RefSeq names its product 60 kDa SS-A/Ro ribonucleoprotein. The coding region runs from base 642 to 2360 and encodes 572 amino acids. Gene Ontology annotation, cellular component: ribonucleoprotein complex. The record is from RefSeq and is a predicted model, not a curated record. The transcript has 6 exons. Gene Ontology annotation, molecular function: RNA binding. Lineage: Eukaryota; Metazoa; Arthropoda; Insecta; Diptera; Calliphoridae.
GACAAAAAACGAAAACAAAAAAGAUGAGAUACAAAAAAAAUGUAAAGAAAAAGUAGCGGAAUUUGGACAACAAAAUACAAGAAUAAUUUAACUGUGUGGAAGUAGCGAGUGAAGCAAAACUCCAAAAAUAAAAGAAAUCAAAUUGAAACGCAUUUAAGUGAGGCAUUAGAAAUAUAAUUUAAACACGAAAUUAAAUAAAAUUGUAGCUACAACAAGAAAUCAUCUACAUUAGCAGCAGCGACAGUAAUAACCACAAAAAACAGUACAACAGCAACAACAAUAACAACAUAAAAGAAGAGGCAGCGCCCCCAUUUAUGAAUUGAAAAAGUCCGCAAAAUAAUUUGUUGUUGGUUUUGUGAAUUGUUUUUGUAUUUAUUGUUGUUGUUCUGUAGCUGCUUCUUCCACUUCUCAGUGUUGUUGUUUUUAGUUUUAUCGUUUGUUUUUGUAGUGGCGUUUACUGUUCAUUCAAAGUCGCUCAUUUGAAUUCCUUGCUCUGCUUCUGUUUUGCGAAUUAUUUUUGUCAUUUUUUUUUUCAAUUUUUGGGAAAAAGCACAUUUUGUUUUUGGUCUUCAGGCGGACAAGUUGUGCUGGCUAGAGAAACUCCCCUUUAGAAGAAAUUCACUACCGAAUUGCUGCUUAAAAUGGAUUCCAAACAAAAAUUGAAACGUUUCUGCUUUUUGGGCUCCUUUGAACCGGUGUACAUCUAUUUGCGUGGUUCUCUUAAAGUGGAAACUUAUUUUCCUUUGGUGGCAGAGCUGGUAAAGGAUAUAAAUGAUAGCGAAUUUCUUCCUUUGAUGAGAGAGUUGUUGCAUGAGGUUUCUUUAGUACGCCGUGAUGAGACUCUUUUCGUUUAUGCUGCUUACUUUGCCUCCACCGUCGAUAUUCAAUGGAAAACAGCGAUGCGGCAUGCAUUUCCAGUAUUAAUUCGCACCGAUGAUGAUCUAUUUCUUUUCUGCAAAUAUGCCUCAUUAAUCGGCAAAGAUCUAAACCAUAAAGGUUUUUCACGCACCGUGCGCAAAGCUGUUACAGCCUGGUAUGAAAUGCAGACACCAGAAGCUAUACGAACAAUGUGGUUAGCACAUCGUGGUUUACAUGGUUUCACCCAUAAGGCUUUAAUCAAAUUGUGUCAUAUACCCGACCGAACUGUGGGCUCAGCAGAAGUGGUUACACCAUUCUUUAAGACAUGUACGGAGUUAAUCAAAGAUGCUGAGGCUUCAGCUGUAACUGCAGCAACUGUUGCAGUACAACCAGCAACUAGCAGUAAUGGUAUGCAAGCCACCGACUCAAAUGCUAAUGAGACCGAAAUGGUUACGGUUAAGACUGAGGUGCCAGAGCAGAAACCUUUAGUAAAAGCCAAUUCUACAGAGUCGGCCACUCCCACCUCCGUGGUUGUAGCCAUUUCAAAAUUACGCACCACCAAGAAAAAACAUGAAGCCAUUAAAAUUAUACGGAAAUUUAAACUGCCCUAUACACAAGUUCCUGGUCAUCUAUUGCGUCAUCCAGUUAUAAUGGAAGCGGUUUUGCCCUCCAUGUCGUAUUUGCAAAUUUUAAAAUGUUGGCGUAAAAUGGCCCGUUUUAAUCAUUUCGAUAAUCCUAAAAUUUUGAAAAUCUGUCAAAAAAUGUUGGAAAAUAAAGAAUUUGCCAAGAAGUCCCGUGUUCAUCCGGUGCAUUUGCUAAUGAGCCUGCGAGAUAUUGGUGUCAGUGAUUUGUCUAAAAUACCCACCAAGAGAGUAGAGGCAUUAAAAUUGGAAUAUUUGGAUAAACUCUAUAAAGAUUCAUUCCAUUGGAAUACCGAUGGCGGUAAUUUACGAAUGCAUAUAACUGUGAAUUUGCAAAGCAAUUAUAAGAAAAAAAUGCUUAAAAAUCACAAGCGUUUAAGUUAUUACGAUGCCUGUCUUGCUUUAUCCUUUGGCUAUUCGAAACGUGAAUCAAAGGUAGAUGUUUUCCACUGGUAUGAGGAUAAAAUGAAAUUGAAGAAGAUUUUAUUUGAGAAAACCUAUUCCACACAAUUGGGUUUUACUUCCUAUGACGUGGUUGAGAAUCAAAAGAAUAAUCAACGCUUAGUCACCCCUAUUUUGAAUGCUUUGUCUAGCGAACAAGUUUAUGAUGUUUUCUUGUGUAUUGUUCCAACGGCUGGCCGUGGUAAUCCUAAACAAAAUUCUGAUUUUCUAUGCAAGUUUUUGGACAAGUAUCGUGAAACUAAAAAUCCUAAUGCUAAAUUCAUAAUACUAAAUUUAUUAAAAUAUAAACGUUCCAUGACUUAUUCCGAAACACGUUCGGAAAAUAUUUUGGAAAUUUGUGGAUUAGAUGAACAUACUACCGAUAUUAUAUACAAUUUUGCCACCAAUCGUUUUGACUAAACAAAAUGGAAGGAAGAGGAGGUAGGAGACAGCCAUAAAAAGGAGUUUAAAAAAAGGUAUUAAAA